AUGAUGUCGACAAAUUGUAGACUACAUAGGAGUGGAGACAACCUGGAGAGUCGCACAGAUGAAAUAAAAUUCCCAACUGCAAGUGCCCUUCGUCAGUCCCCUCUUCUCGAGCAGUGCCCACUACGCGGUCCACCUAAAUGUCCACCAGCGUCCAAGAGAUACCGUACCCACGAUGGUACCUGCAACAACUUAAACCGCCCAAGAUGGGGCUCAACCAUGACUCCAGUUCAGCGUUUCCUUCCACCAGUGUACUCCGACGGCAUACAAGCCCCAAGGAGAUCCGUCUUCGGCUCCCUUCUACCAUCAGCCCGUGAGAUCAGUGCGUUAGUGCACGAAGAUCAAAACGUAGAAAACCCCGGAAUUACACACUUGCUAAUGCAAUGGGGUCAAUUUUUAGACCAUGAUAUGGUAUCCUCGUCACAAUCAAGAGGGUUUAAUGGAUCUGUGCCAAGAUGCUGCAAAGAUGGUGGAAGGGAUUUCAUUCCUAAGGAAUUUUUGCAUCCUGAAUGCUUUCCUAUAGCUGUACCCCUUUCGGAUCCCUUUUACGGACCUCGUGGAGUGAGGUGCCUGGACUUCAUCAGGUCUUCACCGGCACCUCAGGAAGACUGCCGAAUUGGCUGGCGUGAGCAGAUCAAUCAGGUGUCAGCGUACAUCGACGGAUCUCCUCUGUAUGCAAGCUCAGCAAGGCAGUCCGACAAACUACGAUUGUUUAGGAAUGGUAUGCUUCAAUACGGGCGAGUACAGCAACGGCGCCCCCUACUGCCCACGGAGAGACGGGAUGAGUUGUGCAGAGGCGGAGCUCUGUCUGCUGACUGCUUCAAGUCUGGUGACGCCAGGGUCAACGAGCAACCAGGCCUUGUAGCUGCUCACAUUCUGUGGUUACGACAACACAACAGAAUGGCAACAGAACUAGCCCACUUAAAUCCGCACUGGAGUGAUGAGAAAAUAUACCAGGAGACAAGGAAAAUCAUUGGCGCCAUGAUACAACAUAUUACUUAUCGAGAGUUUUUGCCAAUUAUAUUAGGCCCGGAGGUGAUGAAUCUUUUCGAAUUAGAGCCUCAGAAGAAAGGCUACUACCGUGGGUACAACCCCAAGAUCAAUCCAAGUCCAGCGAGUUCGUUUGCAUCAGCCGCCUUCCGCUUUGGCCACUCCCUGGUUCAACCUUCAAUGAUUCGCUUCGACCGCUUCCACAGACCCAUGGCAAAUAAUGUAUCACUUCACGAUGAGCACACAAACCCAUCAAACAUCUGGAGUAUGGGAGCCGUAGACCGUCUGAUGCUCGGUAUGAUGAAUCAGCCCAUACAGAAACGAGAUGAAUUCAUCACGGAAGAACUAACCAAUCACCUAUUCCAAACAUCACACUUCGACUUCGGUAUGGAUCUUGCAGCGAUCAACAUACAGAGAGGGAGAGACCACGGAGUACCACCAUACACGUCUUGGAGGGAGCCCUGUGGUCUAUCAACUGUGGAAAACUUCGAUGAUCUGUCAAGAAUAAUGCCGGCGAGGGUUGUGCGGAAGAUGAAGGCUCUAUACAAGAACGUCGAAGACAUUGACCUCUUCACCGGAGGAAUGUCUGAACGGCCUGUCAUUGGGGGUCUGGUUGGACCAACCUUUGCGUGUAUUAUCGCUCAACAGUUCUCAAAUUUACGUAAAGGUGAUCGGUUCUGGUAUGAAAAUGGUGGCAGUGAGUCGUCAUUCACCCCAGCACAAUUACAACAAAUAAGACGAAUGUCACUAGCACAAGUACUAUGUCGUACGCUUGACACGAUUGACAGCAUCCAACCUUUUGUUUUCCUUUCUCCUGACAACCCUGACAAUAACCGAAUUUCCUGCUUCAACAAUCACCUGGACAAUUUUGACCUCUCCGCGUGGGUAGAAAUUAAUUCAAAUAAUGAACUUAGAAAAGCUAACGAAGAACCUUCGACUACCUCUAAGCCAAUGAGACCAAAACCAUCCACCUCAAUCCCUAUAACGACAACAAAAAAGCAAAAGAUUACGCCAAAUCAUUCAUCUCUUAAAACACAUCUGGGAAAAGACGAGACUAAAGUUAAAAAACAGACUCAUGUGCUUAAUUUGACUGACUCAACGACUAAUGACACUGAUUCCGUUGAAGAUGUAACUCUGAAGGGUAUUGACGAUAAACUUGACUUUAGAAAUAAAACUAAAAGAUUUAAUGACGAUGAUAUCAACACACGACGCAGUCCUAAUAAAAAAUAUGGAUAUAAUGAUAACGUGCAAACUGCACAAUCUGUUGUAAUCAAUAACUUGCCACAAAGACCAAAUAGACCGUACUUAUCUGUGACUGAAAACAUUGACAAAUAUACUUACCUCAUCAAUUAUGUCCCAAGAACAACUCAGUCUUGGCGGCAGACGACUAGACGAAACUAUGACAGAGAUGUAGUUAAAGUUACUUACCAGACUUAUGACGAUACUUAUAGACGACCUAAUAGACCAUACUUUAAUAGGGGUGACUUAGACCAUGACUAUGAAUCUAGGAAUAACGCACGAGUUGUUACUGAAGUUCAAUCUUCAGCUAGAUCCAAUGAAGACCUUAUUACGACUCGACUAACUGAUAGACCUAUGACUCUGACUGAAAAAACUCCAAACUUUGACUCAACGACAGAAAACUUAUACAAAUUACUGACUUUUGGCUAUGUAGGAUCUUACAGGGGUGACUUGACAGAAAAAAAUAUAAGAAAGGACUUUAAUGAUGACAAAGUAAGUAAAGAUUUUGCUACUAGUAAUGAAAAGCAAGAUACGGUGACUGACAAUGGUGUGAAUGCUGGAAAAUUAUCAACCUUUUUUCUAUAUGAAUCUGCAACCCGACCCUUUAAUUCCCAACGUCCAACAAGACAUAACAAUGACCAAAUGACUCGAAAUACUAAAACUAAAUACUAUUACGUAGACAACGUAUUAAAGAAAUACUCUGACAAUGAAAGCCUCCCAAAAGAAAAUGACUUGACUAAAAAAAACGAAACAAUCAAAGAAAAUAUAGAAGAACGCUCCGUCCCAAACAAAAUUGCUGCUUUAGAUGAUAACAAGACUGAUAGAUCAAGAGAACGAGAAAAGAAACCGAUGAAUUCUGCGAAAACUCCUUCCGUGACGUUCGAUAUAAUUCCUAGUGAGAGCAGUCCAACCCAAUGGGCGGUUUACGAAGAAAAAGAAGAGUUAAUAGAUCCCUUACAUAACUGGAUGCCGGCUGUCAAAACGGACCCACUUUCUCUCAGAGAGCUGCCACGCCCUAUGGACUUCUCUGGGAAAAGACGUUUAGGAAGACAAUAG
Pieris macdunnoughi is the source of this 3282-nucleotide messenger RNA. NCBI's taxonomy places the organism in Eukaryota, Metazoa, Arthropoda, Insecta, Lepidoptera, Pieridae. The record is from the annotation of a GenBank genome assembly.